AUGGCUCUGCUCACGCCAUUGUUCGCGUUCCUGUACCACCUCCCGCAGGUGUACAAGUGGCUGCUGAAGCCGUACUACGUGGCCUCUCUCUUCAUGUCCGUAGCCUUCCUGGCUGUUCGGAAGACGCCCGGCAUCUGCGACCACCUGGCCACGCAGCGAGAGGACGGCAACUCCUGCGACUUCGACUGGAGAGAGGUGGAGAUCCUCAUGUUCCUCAGUGCCAUCGUCAUGAUGAAGAACAGACGAGCGAUAACUGUGGAGCAGCAUGUGGGCAACAUCAUCCUGUUCAGCAAAGUGGCCAAUGUCAUCCUGUUCUUCAGACUGGACAUCAGGAUGGGCCUGCUCUACCUGACACUCUGCAUAGUGUUUCUGAUGACCUGUAAGCCUCCUCUGUACAUGGGACCAGAGUACAUCAAAUACUUCAGCGACAAAACCAUUGAUGAUGAACUGGACAGAGACAGCCGUGUGACCUGGAUUGUUGAAUUUUUUGCCAACUGGUCUCCAGAGUGCCAGUCCUUCGCUUCAGUCUAUGCCGAUCUUUCUCUCAAGUAUAACUGUGCUGGCCUCAAGUUUGGCAAAGUGGACAUCGGACGUUAUGGAGAGGUUUCGAAGAGGUACAAAGUGUCUGCGUCUCCGCUGUCCAAACAGCUUCCCUCCUUGGUGCUGUUUCAGGGAGGGAAGGAGGUGAUGCGACGCCCCCAGGUGGACAAAAAGGGUAGAGCUGUGUCCUGGGGCUUCACUGAGGAGAACAUCAUCCGAGAGUUCAACCUGAAUGAGCUCUACCAGAAAUCCAAGAAGUUCAACAAGGCCAAAGGAGACAAGGUCACCCCGUCACAGUUCCCUCCAGUCCUGGAGGAGGAGGAGGAGGAGCCAGAGCAGCAGGAAGCUGACAGCCCGGGGCAGGAGGCCGAAACCAAGAAGGACAAAUAAGAUGGUGUGUAUCACUCAGCUUGGACUCGUGGAUGGAACUUGUGGCUCUUCUUCCCUCUCCUCUUCAAAGUGUCCAGUUUGUUCUCUGCAGUACCAUUUCACACUAAACCUCCUUAAACCCAGUAACCUCCAGUGACCUCCGUCUGUUUCCCCUUUUAUUAAAGAACAAGCGUACACUUCAGAGGAGGUCUAAACUGGGAGACAGGAAACCAGUUUGUGAAGGGGCUGUAAUGUUAAAACCUGGUCCAGUUUAUCAGUGUACGGCCUGGAAAUGUGCUGUGCACAGCGCCACAUGCACCGGGUUAUUCAAGUGUCCAGCACACGUUUCUGAUGGUUAAAGCUGUGAAGUCUGAGUAUCUGCUAACUUAGGACGUCAGUUCUUACUAAUGUAAAUGAUGCAACUCUGCUGUUUUCCAUUUAGACUUUUUUUAUGCAACUAAUUUAAUGAAGUUGAUUGUUUUGAAAUCUUUCUCUGAUUAACUGUAUUUUCAUGUAAACUAAGUUAUAACUGCGUGCUACACACGCACAGUAGGUGUUACACAGUCCUUUCAGGUCUGAACAUGUUUAACGUCAGCAGUGUGCACGAGUCUGCUGGUGUUACUCAGGUUUACUGAUGAAGCUCAACAUUCGAUUUUCUUUUGCCACAUUCCAGCACUCCUCUGCUCUUUUCUUUUCUUCUCUUCAUUCCAUCCUCCUUAGAGAUGAACAUCAUGUCGCACGAUCAUGACAGCAUGACUUUAACUCUUUCUCAUUAAUCCUGUACAUUGUGUUAACUCACACUACACAUUUAAAUGUGCACCACCACAAUCCCUGAGUUUUCUGUCACACUGUAUGAGCAGCCAUGUUGGGACCAGAGGGUUCCAUCAGAAAAAGGGAGAGGCUUGCUCAGCUGGUCCAAUGCCUUUCUCAAUGGAAUAGAGAGGAUAAUGUACAGUUUUCCGUGGCUCAGUCUCAGCUGAGACAGUGAUAUUAAAACAAGCUCAUGUCAGUUUUUGUGUGUGGGGAAACUGCACGUUCAAUCAAGCGUGAUUAGUUCCAGAUGGUUUUAUUUGUUACAGCAACAGCUGCUGUAAGUUUCCUGUCAAAGCAGCUCUGUAAUGGUUGACAUGGAGACGGUCUGUUGGACCAUGAUGGAUUUCAUUUUUAGCCCCAUGGAAGCGUCAGUCUGAGCUAAAUGCUAACAUCAGCACAUAAAAAGCAAGUACAAGCAGAGACAUUAGCAUGGCUGUAGAUCAUGAGCUGUUUCUCAGCUCACAUUCUGUAAGUACACUGACAUGUUGUGUGUCUUCUGUUGUACUCUGUGUACUUUCUGCUGUAUUGUCAGCCGGGCAGUGUCUCAAUUCUGAUGUGACCUUUGUGAACCUACCAGGAAUGACGAUGGCAACAUUGUACCACUUCUUCUUCUGCACCAAAUAGCAACCAUGCAGAGCCAAAAUCUAAAACAUACAUACAACUUCCAUGUGUAUGUUGCUGUCUUCACAGCAUCCCCUCCAGCUCCAGCAGCUUCCUCUGCAGCCAUUUUCACAAUGCUGCUCGUCCCUCCUGUUUAGCUGUAUGAGGUCGAGGAGUGUCCAGCAUUCAACACUCAACUCAGUGCAUGAACUGAGACACAGAACUGGUCUUAGUUUAGUCUCUGACCUGUUCCUCUAUCAGUGAUAUCAGUUGUACAGUUCUGUCAUUAGACAUCACAUGAUGUGGCUCCAUGUAUUGGAUCGAUCUAUCUUUAUUGGAUGAAUCAGCUCAGACUUGAACGUCACACGGUCCUGAACAAACCUUUUAUUCUGAGUAUGAUUAGCAUGAUGUUGAGGUCGGCGCAUGUUUUCAGCUUGUGACAGCACGUUCCAUGAUUUGUUUUUAUGAAUUGCUUUUCCAUUGGUAAGAAUUAAGUAUCAGAGCGGCUGUGCUUCCUUUCUUUGAACAUUCCUAACAAAGAUUCUGAGCUGUCCCUGCUCUGUUAACCUGUAACACUUUUUGUUGUGUAUUAUGUCACAUCUGUUUUUGUCCUGUUGAGUUUCAUUUGAGCUGCAUUCAGACCUGUGUAUAUAUUUGCUGAACACGAAGCCUGUUUUUUUUGUUCAUGCAAUAAAACUAGUGCACAUGA
Messenger RNA from Larimichthys crocea (large yellow croaker), 3031 nucleotides. It is a transcript of the gene tmx2b, whose product is annotated as thioredoxin-related transmembrane protein 2b. The transcript has 8 exons. Gene Ontology annotation, biological process: brain development. The record is from RefSeq and is a predicted model, not a curated record. Bases 1 to 930 code for a protein of 309 amino acids. Gene Ontology annotation, cellular component: membrane-bounded organelle. NCBI's taxonomy places the organism in Eukaryota, Metazoa, Chordata, Actinopteri, Sciaenidae. Gene Ontology annotation, molecular function: disulfide oxidoreductase activity.